AUGGAGGUUGUUCUGAACCGUGCUGAGGCGCGGAUCAAAAAGGUCUUGGGGAAAAUAAAAGACAACGCCCUCCACGAGGAAGUAGAUACUGUAUUUAGUAUUGCGAGGACUGAGAGCAGGAUGGCCAUCCAGUCCCAGAAGAAGCAAUUGCCCCAUGUUCCCGUCACGUCUCUCAAUCCCCAGGACGUCUCUAAUAUCUUCGGGAUCAACGAAGGAGGCGAAUAUAACCCCUGGAAAUUCACCCAGGAUGAGUUGCGCGCAGUCCCCGACAACCUCAGCAAGCUUGCUUUGGUUCCUGAAUUCCUAACGUCGAGUGGAACUAAUACGAUGCUGCAUCAUGCGCGGAAGGAAGUACAGCAGAAUGAUGUUUCGAUCUAUGGUAUCGCCACUGAUAGCUUCACGUGGACUUUUUUGUAUCUUGACAACAGUGGAAAGUGGGCCUCUGGCCAGGAGAAUUUAAUUUAUUACACCACCCCCAACCCCGCAUAUCCAACCCCCACAACCAUGACGGCCAUCCCCGAAACCCAAACCGCAGCAGUGCUCCCCCCGUCCGGCGCAACCGCCGAUGCUCUCCUCCAGAUCAAAACAGAUCACCCCGUGCCGUCCCCCGGAGAGGGAGAAAUCCUCGUCAAGAUUGAGUAUUCGGGGGUCUGCCAUUCGGAUGUGCAUAGUAUUCGCGGGGAAACGCCGAUGUUGACCGACGUGGCGGGUCAUGAGGGGGUGGGGAAGGUUGUUAUGGUGGGUAGUGGGAUUGAUGAGCAGGAAUGGAUUGGGAGGAGGGUUGGGAUUAGAUGGCUAUAUAGUUCCUGUUUGAACUGUGAGAUUUGCGCGGUGAAUAAUACGGCUUGUCCUUAUCAGAAGAAUGCCGGCGCGAAUGUGCCUGGGACUUUUCAACAGUAUAUCGUCAGUCCUGCUAUUCAUGUCACUAAGAUUCCCUCGGAGAUUGCGCCAGAUGUAGCAGCGCCGUUGCUGUGUGCGGGAAUUGCAAUGUACUCGUCGAUUAUGAAGACAAGGACACGACCGGGCGAUUGGAUCGUUCUUCCGGGAGCUGGUGGUGGUCUGGGACAUAUGGGGGUUCAGAUUGCAGCCAGGAAAGGACUGAAAGUCAUUGCGAUUGAUAGUGGCGAAAAGAAGAAGGAGCUGUGCCUUGCUCUCGGAGCCACCGCUUUCUUUGAUUACAAGGUCGACGAUAUCGAAAAGGAAGUAAAAAGCCUGACAGGCGGGCUCGGAGCCCAUGCGGUAAUUUGCACUGCCAAUAGUGAACCCGCAUACACGCAGAGGCUUACUAUUGUUGGGAACUCGGCGGGUACGGCAAAGGAGAUGGAUGAGUUAAUGGCGAUGGCUGUCGCUGGUGACGUGAGGGCACAUAUUGAGUGCUUUGAGCUUGAUCAGAUUAACGAUGUGGUGAUGCGACUUGGACGCUCUGAGAUUGAUGGGAGAGCUGUAGUGAAGAUUCCGGAAUAG
Messenger RNA from Aspergillus bombycis, 1464 nucleotides. Its product is annotated as zinc-dependent alcohol dehydrogenase. The transcript has 12 exons. The record is from RefSeq and is a predicted model, not a curated record. The coding region runs from base 1 to 1464 and encodes 487 amino acids. Lineage: Eukaryota; Fungi; Ascomycota; Eurotiomycetes; Eurotiales; Aspergillaceae. Gene Ontology annotation, molecular function: zinc ion binding; oxidoreductase activity.